AUGGCGUCAAUUUCUAUAUCAAAUGGUUUGAAAACUCUGUUCACUGUUCUGGGAGCUCUCAUGCUUGCUCUCCUUCUCUACACACUCAUUACCGACGGUUUCCCCUUCCGCAAAGAACUUCUCACUCCGUGGAUGGCAGCAACUUUGAUUGAUUUCUAUAUCAACGUUGCAAUUUUGAGUACCUGGGUUGUGUACAAGGAAGCAAAUUGGGUUAGCUCAAUUCUAUGGAUAAUUUUACUUAUCUCCCUUGGAAGCAUUGCUACAUCUGCUUAUAUAGUGUUGCAAUUUUUGAAGCUGUCAUCUCAAGAAUCUUCGCAGGACCCUAUGAGCUAUGUUCUUUUACGACAUCCACACAAGAAUAGCACAGAACCAACAGCUAAGUGUUCUGUUGUUGCAACUCUAAGAAUCCUUUUCAGCGUUUUGGGUGUUGUCAUGCUUGGAACCUUGAUAUACACUCUUGUUACUGAUGGUUCUCCUUUCCGUACGGAGCUGUUGACUCCGUGGAUGCAAGCUACACUAGUUGACUUCUACAUCAAUGUUGUGGCCCUAGCAGUCUGGGUUGCUUACAAAGAAUCUAGUUGGGUUUAUGCUGUCUCUUGGGUUAUUCUAUUGAUAUGUUUUGGCAGCAUCACUUCAUGCGUCUACGUUGUAUGGCAGUUGUUCAAGAUAUCUUAUCAGGAUCCUGCUUAUUUUAUUUUAGUGCAUCAUAGUGACAGUGUGGUAUACUGGUAUAACCAUACAAAUCUGAAGUAA
Molecule: messenger RNA, 753 nt
Organism: Vicia faba (fava bean)
Lineage: Eukaryota; Viridiplantae; Streptophyta; Magnoliopsida; Fabales; Fabaceae
Source: the annotation of a GenBank genome assembly